UCCUCGGUCGCUGUACCUGACUGCGUGGCGUCAUGCAGAAACACUAACGGAUCGGUCGGCGUGCCGUUUGGUUCUUGUCUUGAAAUUCUCAUCUGGUCUACGUGUAUUCUCCUACAACCGCCACAAGCCUUAUAGCAGUUAUUAGCAACGACGACAGAUUGAAGAAGUUUAACGCAGCAUCAUGUCGAGCCCGUCGUUGAAAGAUUUACCCAAAGUGGCGCUAGAUUUGAAAAGCGAAUUAGAAGGUUUUAAUCACGGAUGUAUGAAAAAAGCUGCAACUGCGGAGAAAAAUGUCUUGCCCUCUGCAGAAGAUGUUGCAGCAGAAAAAACUCAGCAGACAUUGAUUGCUGGCAUCGAAACAUUUGAUCCAACUAGUCUGAAACAUACUACAACUCAGGAGAAGAAUCCGUUGCCUGAUAAAGACGCAAUUCAGCAAGAAAAGGGAAAACAACAAUUGAUCUCUGGAAUAGAAAAUUUCGAUCCAGCGAAACUCAAGCAUGCAGAAACGCUUGAAAAAAAUCCUUUGCCUACCAAAGAAGCAAUUGAUGCUGAGAAAAUAGCUGCUUAAGAAUCUAUUCAGAAGAAUGAAGAAGAAAAAAAGCAGCAAUUUGUCUUUUCUUCCAUUUUCUAUAUCAUGACAUUGUAUAACAAUAAUUCAUACAUUGCCAACAAAAAUGUGAAUGCAAAACACUGUGUUAAUGUAAUCUCAUGAUUAUACUUAUACUACCGUCACAAACGUUCCUUCUGGCGAUAUCUAAACGCAAAAUGGUUUUCUAUUACGAUCAAGAAAACCGUAGAUAUUGUAGCGAUGCGAGUCCUAAUACUUUUUGUCAAACUAACUUAAUUUUAGGCUCAAAACGCUAUCAUCCAAAUAUUUUGAUACUCGUCAAAGGAUGUACUUUUUAUACUAAAAAAGCUGCACGCAAGUAAAAUUUUAUUUUCUAUAGCAGCGAGAUUGGUGGCAUUGCAUACGUUAUAGAUAUCGCAGAGCUACACCGAUUGACUUUAUAUUUGUGUAAAAAUCAUAUUUUAUAUAACGGGCUAUUGUACUUUUUUAAUAUUUCGUACGUAACGCAUUGUCAUUCCAAUGAAAUUAUUACGAUGAAUAAAAAAAUCAUUUGUACAAAA
This is a messenger RNA of Vespula pensylvanica (western yellowjacket), 1128 nucleotides long. It is a transcript of the gene cib, whose product is annotated as thymosin beta. The coding region runs from base 182 to 568 and encodes 128 amino acids. The transcript is spliced from 5 exons. NCBI's taxonomy places the organism in Eukaryota, Metazoa, Arthropoda, Insecta, Hymenoptera, Vespidae. Gene Ontology annotation, cellular component: cytosol. Gene Ontology annotation, biological process: actin filament organization. Gene Ontology annotation, molecular function: actin monomer binding. The record is from RefSeq and is a predicted model, not a curated record.